Molecule: messenger RNA, 2396 nt
Organism: Xenopus laevis (African clawed frog)
Lineage: Eukaryota; Metazoa; Chordata; Amphibia; Anura; Pipidae
Gene: fbxl5.L
Product: F-box and leucine-rich repeat protein 5 L homeolog
Exons: 11
Coding region: 177-2207 (676 amino acids)
Biological process (GO): inorganic ion homeostasis; intracellular iron ion homeostasis; monoatomic cation homeostasis
Cellular component (GO): SCF ubiquitin ligase complex; nucleus; perinuclear region of cytoplasm
Source: RefSeq, a predicted model, not a curated record
UUGCUUCGCUUCUCUUUGUUUACGUGACAGGUUGGAUUGCGCACGCGCGGUAGGGAAGUGUAGGCCGUAGUUGCGCAGUUGUGAGGAGGAGGAGGGGAAGGUUUGUCGUCGGGUUAUUCUGCGUGAGUUCGUCGGUCAGUCUGUGUAAUUGGGAGCACUUGCAUGGAGAGGCGGACAUGGCUCCAUUUCCGGACGAGGUGGAUUUGUUCACUGGGCCUCACUGGAGGAUGAAGCAGCUGGUGGGCAGGUAUUGCGAGAAGCUCUCCAAUACCAAUUUCUCCAACAACAACGACUUAUUGGCUCUACUGCAGUCGCUCUAUGAAACCUUUAAGGAAUUUAAAAUGCACGAGCAGAUUGAAAACGAGUACAUCAUCGGCCUUCUUCAGCAGCGCAGCCACACCGUGUACAACGUUCACUCUGACAACAAGUUGUCUGAAAUGCUGGUGCUGUUUGAGAAGGGAAUGAAAAAUAAUGAAUAUAAACAGCUUAAUUAUGUUCAGCAGCUAAAGGAGAGGCUGGAAGCUUUCACCAGUGAUUUCCUACCUCACAUGAAAGAAGAAGAAGAGGUUUUCCAGCCAAUGUUGAUGGAAUAUUUCACUUACGAUGAGAUGAAGGAUAUUAAAAAGAAAGUGAUUGCACAGCACUGCUCCCAGAAAGACACCACAGAGCUUCUUAGAGGUCUCAGUCUGUGGAAUAAGGCAGAAGAGCUGCAGAAAGUGCUCAAGUAUUCAGUAGAUGAGAAAGCAGAGCGAAACUCAAAGACUCAGAAGAGUUCUUCAUCCAUUUCCAGUCUUCCUCCGGAGGUAAUGCUGAACAUUUUUACUUACCUUAACCCGCAGGAUUUAUGUCGCUGUAGUCAAGUGAACACUGAAUGGGCCCAGCUGGCCAAAACUGGAUCACUUUGGAGACAUCUGUAUCCUGUUCUCUGGGCUAGAGGGGAUUGGUAUAGUGGAUCACAUGCUUAUCUUGACAAUGAACCAGAUGAGGAUUGGAUAUCGAGAAGAAAAGAUGAAAGUCGUGCUUAUCAGGAGUGGGAUGAAGAUGCAGAUAUUGAUGAAUCCGAGGAAACUGGAGAGGAGGAGGAUUCUUCCAUAAGUAUGGCUCAGCGAGAAAAAGAAUUGCUAAACAGUUUGGUACAUUAUAUACUUCCAUAUGUCGGCCAUUCAGUGAAAACACUUGUGCUUGCCUAUAGUUCUGCCACCAGCAGCAAAGUGAUUCGUCAGAUGCUGGAAUACUGUCCAAACUUGGAACAUCUGGACCUUACUCAGACUGACAUAUCCGACUCUGCAUUUAAUGGGUGGCAUUUUGGUGCUUGUCAAACUCUGCACCAUAUUGACUUGUCAGGCUGUGACAAAAUCACAGACUUAACCCUAGAGAAACUGUCAGUGGCACUCGGAAUACCGUCCGCUCACAAGAAGCGUCUGCUCAAGUGUUACCGCAACAACAGGACACUUAAGGACAUUAGAAAUCAGAUGCGAUGCAGCAGUUUGGCACAGAUUACAGGGGAAAGCACAAUCUAUUCUGAUGCAUUCUGGGCAAACUCUGACAGGUCACAGGAUUAUACAUCUCCCCCCAUCUGGAUCCUAGACUCCGGAAAUCCGGGCGAUAUCGAAGAUGCAGCAGACUGGAAAUUCAGAACUACUGAUGGACUUUGUGUUUUAGAAAUGGCCCCCAGUGUGACUUGUUUCAGCAAUGGCUGUUGCAGCAGGGCCAGGCCUGGGAGGUGGACUAAUGUUGGUUGGCAGGAACAUUGCAAAGCUGCUACUGUCAGCUACUGCGGCCAUACGUUGUGUGGAAAUACACUAAGGACUAUACACACACUCCCAGAAGCCUCUGCUCUGUGCAAUAUUGGAACAAGGACUCUGCACUCAGACAUUACAGACUGUUUCCCUGGGAGCGCAAAAUCAGAUCAGCAAGCGGCACGUGCUCUGCAGUUUCUGAGCCUCUCAGGAUGCCAUCAGAUCACAGACCAUGGACUAAGGGCACUGACCAUAGGAGGAGGGUUACCUAAACUGGAACAUCUCAAUCUGUCUGGAUGUCUUAAUGUGACUGGAUCGGGGCUACAAGAUCUGGUGGCCACUUGCCCGUCUCUUAACGACGAGCAUUUCUACUACUGUGAUAACAUCAGCGGUCCUCAUGGUGCCACAGCCAGCGGAUGUCAGAACCUGCAGUGCGGAUUCCGAAUGUGCUGCCGCUCCGGUGAAUGAUCCGCCGCUAUUUUGACGUCUCAUCUUUGCAGUUCCUCUUCUUUAUAUGCACUUUACUCUCCUCUCACUCCUUUGUGCUGAUCUCUGAGUUCCUGUGGAAUUUCCCCACUCAGUAUCAUUCUCCAUAAGAGUCCAGCAUAGGAACAGUUUUUGCUUAAUAAAAACCUCAUUGUCUAAAUCAUCUCUAAA